AAAUCAGUUAGGUCACACUGGUUUUAGCGCGAUAUUGAAGCGAGCUCGGCGUUGGAGCAAAUUCAAAUUCUCGUUGUUUUUUUCGAUCGGCGAAGCCCUUGCGAAACUCAAAGGCGGCGCCUAGUGCUGGGAUGGCGGCUUCGAAGCAAGCCACACCCGAAGACGGCAACCUCCAGACAGCUACCUCCGCCCAGAGUGAUGCUCCCAGUGACAAUGCUGUGCUUGAUGAUUCAGCAACAAUGUCAAGUUCGUCGCAAGACAGCAGUAUUAAUGAUGACAAGAACGGCGAUAAGCCUCAAGCAACCAAAGAGGUGGAUGAAGAGUCAGUGGCUGUGCACAAAACAGAACAGGUGUCAAACCGCGCAGAACUCUGCAAUGAAGCUGAGCUCGAGGUGCUCCUUUGUUUACUUGAGCAGCGGCUAUCUGCUCCGACGGGCCCUCCGACAGACGAGCAGAAUCAGCAGCUCUGGGAGAACCUGCACUCUCUUGUACCCAAGUAUAAGGAUCACAUGAAACUCAUGAGGCAACGAAUCACAGAACUCGAGAAGCGCCUAGAGGAUAACCGGCGGGAGUCACUCCACUGGCGAGAACACCACUCCGAAGAGCACAGGCAGAGGUUGGCCUCUGUGAUAGAGGACUACGAGAGGCAACAUGCACUAGCCUUGGAGCGUGCAAGCAACGCAAGACAGCAGGCUGAAAGCUUACUGCUGCAGCUUGCAGAAGCACAGGCAGAAAUUAAACGUCUGGAGGCCGAAAUGCAUUCGAGAACUGAGCAGUUGAAGGGGGACCAUUUGCGGGAGCUUCAAGCACUGGCUGAAGAAAAGGAUGCACAGUUGCGUGCUAAGAGUCGGGAACACCAGGAGGAAGCAGCUUCGUACAAGAACUUGCAGCAGCAGAACCUGGCAGACAAGACAAAGCAUGAGGUGGAAGUGUCAUCUUUCCAGCAUGAAAAAGUUCAGCUUGAAGCGCGGCUCAAGGGCCAGGAAGCUCUCAAUCAGGAUCUCAUGUCUGUUCUCGAGAAGGAGAGAAACCUAAACCAAGACCUUACUGUGGCCAUGGGCCAGCACGAGAAGAAAAUCGCACAGUUGGAACAUCAGGUGUACACGUUGCAGUCGGAAGGGAGGCACAAGGAUAUGCUAAUUGAAGUUCUGAGCAGUAAGGUGUCACGGGAUAUGACAGCAGGAACAGACACUUCCGGGGGUCAUCUGCCCUUGCCACAGACUGACUUCCACAGCACUACGCCCGCCGGCAGUGGCAGCAAGGCCGACAGUGGCGUGCAGGGCAUGUCGUCUGGCAACAGAAGCCACGAAGAGGUGUCCGUAUGCAGCGUUGCUUCGCAAGUGUCACCGCAAGAAGGAUCGAAGUUAGACCAAGAAUUGAAGGAUGUCACGUCGAAGCUUGAUGAGAAAAAGGCUGCCGUGCUUCAAGCAAAGCGACUGCUUCGAAGCACGACCAACGAGCUUCAAAAGUUGACGAAGCUUGCGGAGGAAAGGGCUGAGGUGCUGAGACGACUACAGUCUCGAAUGCAGAGCACCUCAACGGCGUUGUCCACCCCUGGCGGUCAGGAAUACAAAGCCGGCGACGACGAUGCGUGUCACGUCCGCACGACCAGCAGUGGAUUUGUGCCCUUCACCGCAGCUCCUUCCUUCUCGAAGACAGUCAGGAAAGUGUGCUACAGGAAAGCGGUUGCUGCGCCAAAGGAAUCGCUCAGCACUCUCGCAAGCGUGUCUAGCAUACAGAACAACUUUGAAAGUUCUGGGAGUCCACCUCACCUUGAACUUCGCUUGGAGGAGAUGUCGUGUGAUUCUGAUAACGUGUUUGAAUCCACUUGGUUGCGGGAAAAACACUCAACAUUGAAUCGGAGUGCCAUGUCCAAGGCAGCACAUCGUCUGCCUCAGCACUUGUGUAGCACGCUUGAAAUGGAAAGCGUCGAAACACCACACAAACUUGCAGGAGGUUGCUUUCAAUAUUCGCAAGACAAAUCCUACAUGUCAGAUGCUGUUUUUAAAUCUCAUGUCAUCGAUGAUCAGGACCCGAGAUCCGAACGCAUGUUCAGUUUUGGCUGCAAACGGGCAACGUCAGUAUUGGAUCAGUCUUCUAAAGCUGUCACUCCCCUAAGAACCUCCACGGAUGCAGCCGAUACAGAUAAGGUGAACAUGCAUGGUGCUUCUAACGACUUGGAAGACAAGAGCCCCGUACAGAAGGCGAUAUCACGCAGUCCGUGGGAACGAGAUCAGUGCUACAGUAAGAGUUGCAGCAGCCACGUCCUCCAGUCCACGCCCUCGUACGACUUUCCUUUGCUGGGCAAGAGCAAAGUCUGGAAUUACGCGGACUGCGAGAAUCCUGCUUCGAAGCCUGCCUGUAGUAAUGGCAAGUCGUGCAUUUCAAGUGUGCAGAAGAAAGGGGCACGGAGAUCCCUCACAUUCCCCGAGGAAGGAAUUUGUCCUACAGUGCCGUCUGUGCAUUGUUCUGUUGGUGCGUCGGACAUUUCUCUGAGUGUCCCGCGGGAAAGUUCUUUUCGUGGUGUGCCCUAUUCAGCACCAGUGAAUGUCACGGUUCACGUGCAAGCUUACCCAGAACCCAAGGAUUCUCGCAGAUAGCACUUCCUCAACUUCCUUUUUGUUGUAUAUAUCUUUCUUCAAGUUUUACUCUUGUCUGUCAGUUGAUGCACUGCCAAAUUACUUUGUACAAUGGGUCUUGUAAAUAGUGUAUAUAUAAUUUCACGGUUACAUUACUGAACAAAAAAGCGUUUUUGCAUUUUUAACCUGUUUUGUGGGUAGUAUCUUAUGAAAACGGGGCAUAACAGAAGGUUGUCAGCCUAUUUUUCUAAGGAAUGCUAUAAUAGUGUAGUGGCAAACACCUGUGUUAAUAGGAUGUGUUCAUCACCACGAAAACAGUGGGCAUCACUCGUGGCCUUGUAUGAUGUUUAAUUUUUAUGUUAUAUAUAUGCACAUGCAGAUGGUAUGAGGGCAUCUGGUAUUUUUGUACAAUAUUUCUCUCCUGUGCUCUCACUAGCCAUGUAGUGCCGGUGUUGUGCAAGGAAAUGUGCUCGUUAUACCAGGGUUUUUUAAGAAGCACAAUUUAAGCAGUAUUUGCUUUGUAUAGCUACUUUUAAGCAUUGUGCCAUCGUGCAUUGUAUGAAAGAUGCUCAGCUGUACAGAUUACUAUACAAUAAACAAUUUUCAAAUGCAUUCCCACGAAAUGGUCCUCACUUUACUGCUGCAGCACUGUACAGGAGCCAUGCGUUCUUAGGUUGCUGUGUAGAAUAUUUUUGAGUUUAGCCAUGUUGAACUUAAAUAUAAACAAACAGUUCUUUACGCAAUGUUGCACGCACAAUGAUU
Molecule: messenger RNA, 3341 nt
Organism: Rhipicephalus sanguineus (brown dog tick)
Lineage: Eukaryota; Metazoa; Arthropoda; Arachnida; Ixodida; Ixodidae
Exons: 8
Coding region: 132-2600 (822 amino acids)
Source: RefSeq, a predicted model, not a curated record